AUGACCCGGCACCAAAUGGCACCGGCAGUUGCCCCUCUUGGCCCGGUCGCCAACCCGUUCCAUCUGAAGCACCAACUCGCUUCGCCAGAGAAAUCCCAUCAAAGUGCCGAACCUUGCAGGUGA
Colletotrichum tamarilloi is the source of this 123-nucleotide messenger RNA. RefSeq lists its product as uncharacterized. The record is from RefSeq and is a predicted model, not a curated record. The coding region runs from base 1 to 123 and encodes 40 amino acids. The transcript has a single exon. NCBI's taxonomy places the organism in Eukaryota, Fungi, Ascomycota, Sordariomycetes, Glomerellales, Glomerellaceae.